UGGCGGUGGCGCAGCGCCCGUUGUCGGUAGGGGUAGGGCCUUAGAGGUAUAUAAGAGAGACGCCAUCGCCCUUCCUCGCUGUAUACAGCAACAAGCACACACACACACACACACACACAAUGACUGGCACAGUUGUACUCGUCACAGGCGCCAACAGCGGCCUCGGCCUGGCCACCGUCCAAGCCCUGGCUGCGUCUCCACGGGGCUACCGCGUGCUGGUCGGAGCACGGACGCUGGACAAGGCCGCCGAGGCCGUCAAGCAGCUCUCGCCAACGCCCAGCAGCGAAGUCAGCCCCAUCGAGGUCAACAUCUCGAGCGACGAGUCGAUUGCGAGGGCAUACGACACUGUCAAGGAAAAGUACGGAAAGAUCGACGUGCUGAUCAACAACGCUGGCGCCAACUUUGACAUCCUUCACCGGCAGGGCCAGAUGGGCCUGCGCGAGGCCUGGACACAGAGCUGGGACACAAACGUCACGGGCGGACACGUGCUCACCCACACGUUUGCGCCCCUGCUCCUGGCAUCGCAGGACCCGCGCCUCAUCUUUGUGAGCAGCACCACGGCCUCGCUGCAGGUAGCCAGCGGCCCACCGCCCUCGUGGAACGCAGCGAUGCCCGCUGGCUGGCCCAAGCCUGCCGUGGGCAUCGCCUUUUCGGCGUACCGGAGCAGCAAGACGGGCUUGAAUAUGAUGAUGCUCGAGUGGGCACGCAUGUUCAAGCAGGACGGCGUCCGCGUCUUUGGCGUCGACCCGGGCAGGCUGGUGACGAACCUGGGCCGCCGCAAGCCUGACCCCGAGAUGGCAAAGAAGAUGGGCCUGCGCGAGCCCUCGGAGGGCGCCGACCUGCUCCUGCAAAUUGUCGAGGGAAAGAAGGACGCCGAUGCGGGCAGGGUCAUCGACGAGAACGGCGGCGUGAUGCCGUGGUAG
Messenger RNA from Acaromyces ingoldii, 923 nucleotides. Its product is annotated as putative short chain dehydrogenase. The transcript has 2 exons. The record is from RefSeq and is a predicted model, not a curated record. The coding region runs from base 120 to 923 and encodes 267 amino acids. NCBI's taxonomy places the organism in Eukaryota, Fungi, Basidiomycota, Exobasidiomycetes, Exobasidiales, Cryptobasidiaceae.